This is a messenger RNA of Anolis sagrei ordinatus, 2827 nucleotides long. It is a transcript of the gene MYOZ3, whose product is annotated as myozenin 3. Gene Ontology annotation, cellular component: actin cytoskeleton; Z disc. NCBI's taxonomy places the organism in Eukaryota, Metazoa, Chordata, Lepidosauria, Squamata, Anolidae. Gene Ontology annotation, molecular function: telethonin binding; actin binding; FATZ binding. The record is from RefSeq and is a predicted model, not a curated record.
UCUUUGGCAUCUCAGCUGGGGACAGGAUCGAGGGAGCCGCAAGGGGGGCAGGUUUCAGGGCAGCUGGAAAGCCACAGCUCGAGAAUCUCUUGGGUGAGAAAAACCACAGAGGAAACCAACGCAGGGUUCUAAUCCCCACCUAGGAAGCACCUGCCAUUUCAAGACUGUGCAACUGGACUUUACUGCGUCCUGAGAUCGGGCUCAUACAGGUGGAAAAAUGUUUCCUGUUCCACGACUGGAUCUCAGGAGAGAGCAACACCCCCCAGUCUCAGCCAUUAUGAAAGAGAUCAGGGAAAGAUAUGGUCCAAAGUUGGACUUAGGGAAGAAGGUUAGCGUCCCUCAGGAUCUGAUGAUGGAGGAGCUUUCUUUACCGAUAAAUAGGGGAUCCCAGCUAUACCAGAAGAGGCAGAAAAGGGUGCAACAGUUUGUGCUGGAGCGUCCCAAAGAGUACACACUGACCUCAAUGAAAACAGUUGGAUCAGAAGGAGGUUCCAAUGCAAACCACAAUGAAGCAGGAGCAACGGAAGGCUGGAUGAGCAACCACAAUGCAGAGGGGAAGGAGAAUGUCCCAGAUGGCCUCCAAGCUGCAGUUUCAGGCAAGGGAGCACCACCAAAGGUACCACAGAAGACAAGCAAAGUCUUGAGGAUGAGCAAAGCCCUGAAUCCCAAUGCCAUUGCACCAGGUUAUUCUGGUCCUCUAAAGGAGAUGCCCCCAGAGAAGUUCAACAGAACAGCCAUCCCCAAAGGCUACCAGUCUCCUUGGCGGGAAUUCCUUAGCAGUGAGGAUUACCAAGUAGACCACGAGAUCCGUUUGCCUGAACCUCCCAAGAAAAUGAACAUUUCUGAUCUUCGGAGCUUCAACAGGACACCAACUCCAUUUGGUGGGCCAUUACUGAAUGAUGUCUUCCCAGGGUUUGAGAUGGGCGAAGAUCCCACAGACACCAUGAACAGCCUGCAGCUCAUUUCCAACAGGCCCACUUUUAACAGAACACCUCGAGGCUGGAUACAGGCUAUGCCAGAAUCAGAGGAUUUGUAACCUGAUAUAAUACUGUUGCCUCUCCCUUUUCAAAAUUCACACCCCAGUUUACUAAUAUGUGACUGCCAGAAAGGAGCCUCUUUAGUACAGAUAGUCUACAUACAUGAUUCAUAGCUUUUCCUUGCUGCUUGUCCAUUGCACGUACUGCACCUGACUCCCUGCUAGGGCCAUUACUGUUCCUCAUGUGUCACCCUUUCCUACUAGGAUGCAAUUUUAAAAAGCUCUUACGGUGAAAUAAGACCAGCCCUCAAACCACAAAUAGCCAAGAAGCCAGGUUGAGCCAAGUGAAAAGAACAGUAUGUCUAGAGAAGUGAUUUGAGAAGGGAGUGCAUGUUCAAAAGAACCAUUAUUUUAUCUACAAACACGGAAAUAUUAGGCUACAUUUGGACAUCUAGUUUGUGCCAAAUACUUGCCAAGAAUUUUCAGAGAUAAAUCAAAUUAAGGUACACUGAAAAACUCGAUUUACUUUAUUAUUUAGGAUAUAUUUCUUCCAAGAUUUUAAACCUCUCUUCUGCCUUCUCUUGGCAUGGAAUCCAAAGAGUUAACCCUAUAGAACUACUUUUUGGAGGGAGAGGGAGGCCUAGCAUCAAAGGUUCAAACCAACAGUGGACUUGUGUGGCCUGUGACCCCUCUCAACAUGUUGGGUCCUUUUUCUGGAAAAAAGGAGGAAAGAUCGUCACACCUGAAAGAUGGCAGGAAUUCACUUUUUAAAUAGACAUGGGGAAGGAAGCUGUUUUACUUAACCUUAAACAAAAUUCGGUACUGUUCCAUUACUGGGUGGCAGCCAAAAGGGACAGAGGAUAUAGAACAUUUUACAGGGGGGGGGAGGGGGAGUAAGAGAAACACCCCCAUUUUUUGCUGGUUAUUCCCUCCCACCAACUUCCCAUGCCAUAAACAAGGGCCCUUUCCAUGACUGCAACAUGGGUGGUGUGAAUAACAGGAAAGCAGGUGGAAAUAGUUUUACUUCUUCAACCCCCCCCCCCCUCUGUAAAAUGAACUAUCCAUCUGUCUAGCACCCCUUUUGAUCUACCUAAAAUUCAAAGACAAGAGGACUGCAGAUGCUUCUAGUUUGGUUUUGUUCCAUUAUGGGGGCAUUUUGGGCAAUAUGUCUGGCCUCAGGAAGGCAACAAAUGCCCACCCUGCUGCAGUUCACCAGCCCUGCCCAUGUUUUGAUAUUGAAUCUCAAUAACCUAUCACAAUGGUGCUAAAUGAACUGAUAAAACAGUUCCAAAGGGGCCAAGCCAAUUAUCAUUCAUAUUUCCAAUCACUCUUGGGGAAAGCAACACACAAACAUUCUCUUACUCACUUUUGGCAAUAGGAAAUAUCACUGGAUGCCAUUAUAAAAAUACUGGAAUUUUCUUGAAAUCAUAGCUUUAGGUUUAUAAAUGAUCAGUGGGCAGAGCAGCAAGGAUUUCAGGGGGAAUAAUGUUCAUUUUCUCAAAUACUGGAAAUAAAGUGAAAUAAAUGGAUAGUCUUAUGACUGGUAAGCUUCUCUGUAGGCCCACAACUGGCAAGAGUGGACCACUUGUCAGACCAGAUUGUCCAAAAGUGUCAUAUGAUAUGUAGAUAAUAUAUGGAGCAGAAUGACAAAGACAGAGAAAUGGAAUGAACUUCAGGAUCAAUUCUGAGGCUGAGUAACCAUGUUAAAGUCUUAAGGUGCCCAUGGCUCUGUUGUUUUUGCUGCAUAAGUUUUAAGAUGCCACAAUACUUUGUUGUCAAUGAGAGGAGGGCUUUCUUAAAUAUCUAUGUCCAUUAACUGAUUGUAAUUUAUUCAUUUUGUGCUCCCACCCC